This is a messenger RNA of Rhodotorula toruloides NP11, 942 nucleotides long. Its product is annotated as C-4 methylsterol oxidase. The record is from RefSeq and is a predicted model, not a curated record. Gene Ontology annotation, molecular function: C-4 methylsterol oxidase activity; iron ion binding. Bases 1 to 942 code for a protein of 313 amino acids. The transcript is spliced from 11 exons. Lineage: Eukaryota; Fungi; Basidiomycota; Microbotryomycetes; Sporidiobolales; Sporidiobolaceae. Gene Ontology annotation, biological process: ergosterol biosynthetic process.
AUGGCGACAGUGUUUGAACAGGCGCUCAACAACGGCACAGUGCUCGUCCGCGACUUUAUCAAGAGCACACAGCAGAACGAUGUCGCCGGACUGUACGCGGGUGUCAACCCCGCCCAGCUCAACUGGCUCGAGGUGGCGUGGAUGAACUGGUACUCCUGGGUCGGAAACACCACCCUCGCGACCGGCAUCAUGUCGUUCGUCAUGCACGAGGUCGUCUACUUCGGCCGGUGUUUGCCAUGGAUGAUCAUCGACUACAUGGGAUGGUUCAAGCAGUACAAGCUGCAGGCGGACAAGGUUCCUUCGGCGAAGCAGCAGUGGGAGUGCACGAAGGAGGUGCUGAAGACGCACUUCUCGGUCGAGCUGCCUCAGAUUUACCUCUUCCACCCCAUGGCUGUCGCAGUCGGCAUGAAGACGUGGGAAGUCCCGUUCCCGUCGUUCUUUGGCCAGAUCGUGCCGCAGGUCAUGCUCUUCUUCUUCAUGGAGGACUUCUGGCACUACACUGUUCACCGCAUCAUGCACCACCGCGCUCUCUACAAGCACGUCCACAAGGUCCACCACACCUACUCCGCGCCCUUCGGCCUCGCCGCCGAGUACGCCCACCCUAUCGAAGUCCUCGUUCUCGGUCUCGGAACAGUCGGCGGUCCUCUGCUCUGGUGCUACCUGACCGGCGGUAACAUGCACCUGAUCACCAUGUACACUUGGAUCUGCUGCCGCCUCUUCCAGGCUGUUGACGCCCACUCUGGCUACGACUUCCCUUGGUCGCUCAACCACUGGCUGCCCAUCUGGGCCGGCGCUGAGCACCAUGACUACCACCACGAGAAGUUCACCGAGUGUUACAGUUCGAGUAUGAGGGUGUGGGACUGGCUUCUCGGCACCGACAAGAAGUACCACGCGUACCGCAAAGCGCAGGCCGAGGCGAAGAAGGCGAAGAAGGCGCAAUGA